This is a messenger RNA of Closterium sp. NIES-65, 4773 nucleotides long. The record is from the annotation of a GenBank genome assembly. Lineage: Eukaryota; Viridiplantae; Streptophyta; Zygnematophyceae; Desmidiales; Closteriaceae.
AUGGCUACCCCUAGUGUCCUCACUUUUGACGCUGAGGGUCGGGCCAUUGACUUUGAGGUCUGGGUAGACGACCUGCAGCUGUUCUUACAGUGCGAUAGGGCAGACGGCCUCUCUCUCUUUGACCUUACCUCUGGCGCUUCCCCUGCCCCUGCUGCUGAUGCUGACGCCACUGUUCGCUCCCAGUGGGCCACGCGCGACGCUGCUGCACGUCUUGCUGUGCGUCGCCACCUCGCUACCUCCGAGCGUGCGCACUUUAGUCAGUACAAGAGUGCUCAGACCUUGUACGACGCUGUAGUCGCGCGCUACUCCUCCCCUGCCACUGCUGCACUGAGCCUCACUCGCCUCCCUGACUCCCUUCGAGUAGUCGGGGACCACUUUCUCUCAGUUUGUCCCACCACACUCACUGUCGACCUCCUCGAGAAGGCCCUCCUCGCGAUAGAGAAGAGCAUAGUCGCUGUAGGAGCCUCUCGAGGUGACCUGCGCACCCCCAUCUUUGAGGGGUGUUCUCCCUCCUCCCUACUGCCCUCUGUUGCCUCUGCUGCUGCGGCCGACCUCUUUGGUCUUGAGUCGGUCGGUGCGGCGUCUGCCCCUAGCGGGAGACGCCGCCCUGGCAAGGGCAAGGGGGGCAAGGGAGCUGGAGGAGCGGGCGGUGGCGGUGGAGGUGGAGGCGGUGGGGGGAGUGGGGGUGGCGGUGGGAGUGGAGGUGGGGGUGGGGGGGUCGGUGGCGGCAGUGGAGGCGGAGGCGGAGGCGGCGGCGGCGGUGGCGGUGGGAGCAGAGGUGGCGGAGGAGGCGGCGGUGGAGGCGGCGGCGGAGGCGGCGGCAAUAGUGGAGGCAGCGGAGGCGGUGGAGGCGGUGGGGGUGGCGGUGGAGCUGGUCGCGGGUCUGCGCAGAGGAGUGGCUCCGGUGGUGGCUCACGCCAGCAGCAGCAGCACGGUCGUGAGACACUAUCCCCUCAGCAGCUCCGUGAGUGGUGCACUGCACGCUCGCGGGGUGGGGGUUUUGGUCCGUGCACCUACGUUCUGCGCACCGGCGACCGUGCGGGUGAGCAGUGUGGGGGUGCGCACCCCACCCAGCGCUGCUUUGGCCGCCUGACGGACGCGUGGCGUCAGCAGUUCCCGGAGGCCUCAGAGAUCCCUCGCUGGGGCGAGCUGUCUAGGGCGGGUGUUUCCAUCUUUGAUCUUGACUUUGAUGCUAUUCUCUCUGCCAUGUAUGCUGUGUCUUUUAGUGAUGAGGGUGACUGUUACCGGUGUUUCCCACCUGAUCCGGGCAUUGAGUCUGCUGCUCUAGGUACUGGUGCGGCUGCUGCCCUAGGUGCUUGCGACGCUGCUGCUCUAGGUGCUAGUGUAUCUGCGUCCUCAGGUACUGGUGAGUCUGCACUCUCAGGUACUACGUCGGCUUCGGCCUCCCUCGCCUUCACCCUUGACUCUGGAGCGUCUCGCUCCUUGUUUCGGGACCGCACCACACUCACGCCGCUCAGUCGGCCGGUUGCGGUGUCUCUGGCUGACCCCUCCGGGGGUCCUGUACUGUCUCGCUUCUCCACAAUCCUCCCGUGUCCGGCGGCUCCCUCUGGCACCCUGUCUGGUCUCUACCUCCCCUCGUUCUCGACGAACCUGGUGAGUGGUGCUGACCUACAGGAUGCAGGUCCGGGGUCGAGCCUGUACACUCUGACCACUGCGUCUCCUCCAGUUGCUGAGUCUGGUAGGGUAGCUGCGUCGGGUCAGGUGUUUGCUGCGGCGUCCAGGUCUGGUCCUGAGUCUGCCCCCGGAUUGUGUCGUCUCCUGUCUCACGAGACUCUUCUCUGGCACCACCGCCUUGGCCACCCCUCUCUGCUUCGGCUCAGAGGCAUGGCCUCCCGUCUUCUUGUUUCUGGUCUCCCCCGGUCCCUCCCUCCCCUUCCUCAGGGCCCUGGCCCUGCCUGUGUCCCCUGUGUCGAGGGGCGCCAGCGUGCUGCCCCUCACUCCUCCCAGUUUCCUCCGACAGAGGCCCCGUUGCAGACACUUCACAUGGACGUGUGGGGCCCAGCCCGCGUCCGUGGACAGGGUCACGAGCGCUACUUCCUGCUCGUUGUUGACGACUACUCGCGUUACACCGCAGUCUUCCCCUUGCGCAGCAAGGGUGAUGUCACUGCGACCUUCACGCUUCCAGACUCCCCGCAGCAAAAUGGGAUUGCUGAGCGCCGCAUUGGCAUGGUCAUGGACGUCGCUCGUACGUCCAUGAUGCAUGCGGCUGCCCCCCAUUUUCUGUGGCCGUUUGCGGUGAGGUACGCGGCGCAUCAGAUCAACCUCCACCCCAGGGUCUCCAGGCCGGAGACCUCCCCAGCCCUGCUGUUGACGGGGAAGGUUGGCGAUGCGUCGACGUUCCGGGUCUGGGGAUCUCGGGCGUUUGUCCGUGACUUGUAUGCGGACAAGCUGUCCCCUCGUGCUGCUCCUUGCGUCUUCCUGGGUUCCCCCCUGACGCGCCUGGGUGGCAGUUCUACCACCCCACCUCUCGACGUGUUCUGUCCUCCCAGGACAUUACGUUUGACGAGUCGGUCCCCUACUACCGCCUCUUCCCCUACCGCACUCCGUCCCUCCCCCCACCCCCACUCUUCCUUGUACCAGGUAGACGCAGUCGAGCCUGUCGAGGUCACUGGUGACUCUGGUGCUGCUGGGGGUGCUGGACCUGGGGGUGCUGAGCCUGGGGGUGCUGAGCCUGGGGUUGCUGCGUCUGGGGGUGCUGAGCCUGGGGGUGCUGAGCCUGGGGGUGCUGAGCCUGGGGGUGCUGAGCCUGGGGGUGCUGAGCCUGGGGGUGCUGAGCCUGGGGGUGCUACGCCUGGGGGUGCUGAGCGUGGAGGUGCUCCGCGUGGAGGUUCUCCGGGUGCUUUGUCUCGCCGGGAGCCACUCUCUCCACAGGAGCUGCGCGAGUGGUUUGCGCGGCACUGGCGCCGUACUGCUGGUGCUGGAGGUUCUUCGGCUGCUGAGGGUGCUGCAGUCGCGGGUCCCGGAGGUGCUCGUACUGGGAGUACCGGAGUUGCUGGGCCUGCGGGUUCGACUGGAGGUUGUGCUACUGAGGGUGUUGGCGCUGAGACUACCGAUGGCGGUCCUGCUGGGGGUGCUCCUGGUGCUGCUGGAGGUUCUAGAGCUACUGGAGGUGCUGCUAGAGUGGGUGCUCCUGCUGCAGGUACUGGUGCUGUCCCUGCUGCUUCAGGCGUCGCCACGCGGCCUCGACCGUACUUUGUUCCACUCCUGCAGCAGCGUCGUGAGCCUGCGUCCCGCCCUGCGUCGCCUGUCCGUGCUACUCGCACUAGUGGUGGCAGUUCGCGUCAGCGUCCUCCUCCUGUCCCUAGCACGCACCGGAUGUCUCUGCGUCCGUCCACUGCUCCUCUGCGUGCCCCUUUGCCUUCUCCUCUUGAGUCCUCGCUUCGUGCUCUUCCCGACCCGGAGUCGGACUCUCUUCGUGCUGCCAGUCCUACUGUCACGCGUCUCCGUGCUACUGUUGUCACUGACCCUUCUUUUGAGUCUACUGCUGCGUCUGCUCUGGUUGUUGAGCUCGUCGACUUUGCUGCUCGCUGUCGCUUAGACUACGCUGCUAGUCUUGUCGCUGAGUCUGAGUCUGUCUGUCCUUUGUCCGUCGGGGACCCGGAUGCACUUGACAUCCCGACUCCGCGCUCUUACGCGGAGGCGAUAGAGGGUCCCUACUCCUCUCCGUGGCAGGCAGCUAUGGAUGCAGAGAUGGCUUCUUGGAAGUCCACAGGCACCUAUGUUGACGCUGUCCCCCCUCCUGGGGCGAACAUCGUCAGUGGCAUGUGGAUCUUUAGGGUGAAGCGGCCGCCGGGUUCUCCGCCUAUCUUCAAGGCGCGUUACGUGGCUCGAGGCUUCACUUUCUUGAAGGGCAGCCUGCACGAGGAGAUCUGGCUGCGCUGCCCACCUGGCUUCACUGGGUUGUUUCCUCCUGGUACCCAGUGGAGCCUCCGGCGCCCAGUCUACGGUCUCCGCCAGGCGCCCCGUGAGUGGCACGACACACCGAGUACUACACUUUUGGCUCUUGGGUUUGCUCCUUCUACAGCCGACCCUUCGCUGUUUCUGCGCACCGACACCUCUUUGCCGCCGUUCUACAUCCUCGUGUACGUCUAUGACUUGGUCUUUGCCACUGGUGACACUGCUGGACUCGCCCACGUGAAGUCCGAGCUGCAGAAGAGACACACGUGCACAGACCUGGGUGAACUGCGCUGCUACCUUGGCUUGCAGAUCACCUGGGACAGAGCACAGCGCACCAUUACCCUGACUCAGUCACACAUGGUGCAGCAAGUCCUUCAGCGCUUCGUCUUCACGUACUCCUCGCCUCAGGCCACUCCUCUGUCUACUCGCCACUCGCUCUCAGCUCUGCCUUCGGAUGAGUCCGUAGAGUCGAGUGGCCCGUACCUAGAGCUUGUUGGCUGCCUCAUGUACCUGAUGACCUGCACACGACCUGACCUUGCAUACCCUCUUAGCAUCUUGGCACGCUAUGUUGCUCCUGGGAGACACCGACCAGAGCACAUGGCUACAGCGAAGAGGGCGUUGCGCUACGUGUGCAGUACGUCGGGCAUGGGGCUAGUGCUUGGAGGGCGACGUCGAGUGGUCCUCACAGGUCACGCAGACGCUUCUUGGGCUGACGACCAGGCUCUGCAGCGAUCGUCACAGGGUUACACCUUCAGCCUUGGUUCCGGCUCUGUUUCGUGGCGAUCUACCCGCUCGUCUUCUGUUCUCAGCUCCAGCUGUGAGGCUGAGAUCUACGCAGGGGCCAUGGCUGCAUAG